This is a messenger RNA of Grus americana (Whooping crane), 1604 nucleotides long. Its product is annotated as EGF-containing fibulin-like extracellular matrix protein 2. The record is from RefSeq and is a predicted model, not a curated record. The coding region runs from base 89 to 1465 and encodes 458 amino acids. Gene Ontology annotation, molecular function: calcium ion binding. Lineage: Eukaryota; Metazoa; Chordata; Aves; Gruiformes; Gruidae. The transcript has 10 exons.
GUGGGGGAGGGGAAUACUCUGGGGGAGGGGCUGGUGGGGGGGAGGGGAGGCCUUCGUGUGACACCCCUCCCCCCCCAAAAAAAGGACCAUGGGGUCCCUCUUCUUCCUCCUCCUCUUCCUCCCCGCUGCCGCCGCCGCCCCCCCGGACCUGGAGGAGCCCGAGGAGGAAUACACGGAGUGCACCGAUGGGUACGAGUGGGACCCCGAAACCGAGCACUGCAAAGACGUGGACGAGUGCGCGGGGGGGCCCCCGCCGUGCCGGGGGGCCAUGAAGUGCCUGAACCAUUUCGGGGGGUACCUCUGCCUGCCCCGCUCCGCCGCCGUCAUCAGCCCCGCCCCGCCCGGAGCCCCGCCCCCCGCCCCGCCCCCUCGCCCGGUGCCGCCCCUCGUCCCGCCUCCUCCCGGCCACUGUCCAACCGGCUACAGCCCCGCCCGUGACGGCUCCUGUCAAGACGUAGACGAGUGCUCGGGGCCCCCCCCGUGCCGGCCCAGCCAGGACUGCAUCAACCUGCCGGGGGGGUUCGAGUGCCGCUGCCCCCCCGGGUACCGGCACCUGCACACCGAGUGCGUCGACGAGGACGAGUGCCGGUUCCGGUGGUGCCAACACAGCUGCGCCAACUCCCCGGGGGCCUUCGCCUGCCGCUGCCACCCCGGCUUCCGCCUGGGCCCCGACGGGCGCUCCUGCCUCGACGUGGACGAAUGCUCCAUGGGUGCUCGCUGCGCCCAGCGCUGCCUCAACACCUUCGGCUCCUUCCGCUGCCGCUGCCGCCCCGGCUUCGCCCUCCAGCCCGAUGGGCGGUCCUGUGCCGACGUGGACGAGUGCGCGGGGGGGGGCGCCCUGUGCCAGCACCGCUGCCAGAACAACCCCGGGUCCUUCGCCUGCCUCUGCCCCCCCGGCUAUGGGGUGCUCGGCCUCCACUGCCAGGACCAGGACGAAUGCGCCGAGGGCACCCACGGGUGCUCGGGGGCCGAAAGCUGCGUCAACACCUUCGGGGGUCACCGCUGCGUCCCCCGACAGCUCUGCCCCGCCCCCUACGCCCCCCACCCCCGCACCCCCGGAACCUGCGUCUGCCCCGUGGGGGUCCCCGGCUGCGCCCCCCGCCCGCGGUGGCUCCUCCAUCGCUUCCUGGCCGUCCCCAACGUCCCCGAUGUCCCCGCCGGCCUCUUCCAGCUACGCAGCCCCCCCGGCGCCCCCCAACGCCUUCGGCUUCGGGGGGGCCCCCCCGGCGCGUUCCGUCUGCGGGACCUGUCCAAUCAGAGCUCGCUCCUCGAACUGACCCGCCCCCUGGCCGGGCCCCUCGACCUGGUGCUGGAGGUGGAGCUAAUGCCGCCGGGGCCACGCCCCGCCCCUCCCCCCACCGCCGCCCCUCCCCUCUCCCCUCCCCCACCCGGGGCCCCUCCCCCACCCGGCCACGCCCUGGCCUUGCUCCGCCUCAGCCUCUUCCUGGGGGAACACCCCUUCUAGGGGGCCCCUCCCCCACCCCGUGCCGCCCCUCCCCCACCCGGUGUCACCGCCCCUCCCCCACAACGCGGCGGGUGGGGGGGUGGGGGGAGGGGCGGGGCGUGGGGAGGAGGGGGCGGGGCGCCACCGAACAACGAGUUUG